AUGUCGGACGAUCUUUUCGAACUGAGAAACUAUUUCUACCUCGGCAACCUUGCAGCGGCCACAACUGAAGGUGAGACUGUCGCAGUGGAAGGCGCAGGGGCAGAGAUUGAGCGCGAUGUUAUUCUAAAGCGACUCGAAUUGGCCAAAGGAAACUUUGACGACAUUUUGAAAUCAGUCAACGAUGAUUCAACGCCUGCGUUACAAGUUGUUAGGCUUCUAGCCCAGCUCCACAAAGAUCCGUCGAUUUCCGAUACAGCCACAGCCGCUCUUCAAGCAUGGACAUCAGAUGAUGUGUCUACGGCUUCUCCAUGCUGCCUUCUCAUGUGUGCCAUUGCGUACGCGCACCUGGGAGAUUUUGACAAUGCUCUGCGCACCGCACACCGCGCCAAUGGUCUAGAAGAGCUAGCAGUCAAGGUGCAAGUUUUGCUGAAAAUGGAUCGGAUUGACGUCGCAGAAAAAGAAGUCGUCACGAUGCAAGCCAUCGACGAGGAUGCUACGUUGACUCAGCUGGCAACCGCUUGGAUCCAUCUAUCCAAGGGAGGAGAAAACGUCCAGGAGGCAGUUUACAUUUAUCAAGACCUGCUAGAACGCCAUGGUGCAACCGAUUCAAUACUGAAUGGAAUGGCAGUUUGCCAUUUAGCUAUGGGCAAAAUAGACGAGUCCGAGCGGGUGCUGAAGGAAGCGUUAACAAAGAAUCCGAACUGCGCAUCCACUUUAAUUAAUGUUAUAUGUUCAUCCAAGUACAAGAACAAGCCAGCUGAGCUUAUUUCGAGGUAUUUCGCUCAGUUGCAACUUGUUGCACCGUCAAAUGCCUGGCUUGUGGACUACAAACAAAAAGAAGCAGACUUCGACCGACUUGCCGAACAAAUGGCAACCGCAUAAGCACAUCAAUACGCUUACAUAUUUUCACUUACUGCGAUUGUUAUAGUUGCUGCAGCUUUCUUUCAUGAUAAAAUACCUCCCUAACUGUGUUAAGGGACUCUGCAUCUAAA
Molecule: messenger RNA, 992 nt
Organism: Chondrus crispus (carragheen)
Lineage: Eukaryota; Rhodophyta; Florideophyceae; Gigartinales; Gigartinaceae
Exons: 2
Coding region: 1-882 (293 amino acids)
Biological process (GO): endoplasmic reticulum to Golgi vesicle-mediated transport; intra-Golgi vesicle-mediated transport; retrograde vesicle-mediated transport, Golgi to endoplasmic reticulum
Cellular component (GO): COPI vesicle coat
Molecular function (GO): structural molecule activity; protein binding
Source: RefSeq, a predicted model, not a curated record